CGCUGCCGCGCGACAGGGACGGGACGAGGCCGUAAAGCCACGCCGAGCCGCACUGCCUCCCGGGGCGCCCUUGGGAAGACCGUGGGUCAUGGCUGGCGGGGCGCGGGGCUGCGGGGCCAGCCUGGACCUGCUCCGGUCCCUGCCGCGAGUGAGCCUGGCCAACCUGAAGCCCAACCCCGACUCCAGAAAACGGGAAAGACGUCCAAGAGACCGGAGGAGAGGGAGGAAAUGUGGCAGAGGCCACAAAGGAGAAAGGCAGAGAGGAACUCGGCCCCGGCUGGGUUUCGAGGGAGGGCAGACUCCAUUUUACAUCCGGAUCCCAAAAUACGGAUUUAAUGAAGGACAUAGUUUCAGGCAUCAGUAUCAGCCUUUGAGUCUCAGGAGACUGCAGUAUCUCAUUGAUUUAGGGCGAGUUGAUCCAACUCAGCCUAUCGACUUAACCCAGCUUGUCAACGGCAGAGGCGUGACCAUCCAGCCACUUAAGAGGGAUUAUGGGGUCCAGCUGGUUGAAGAGGGUGCUGAUAUUUUUCAAGCAAAAGUGAAUAUUGAGGUGCAGUUGGCUUCAGAAUUAGCCAUUGCUGCAAUUGAAAAAAAUGGCGGUGUCGUUACUACAGCCUUCUAUGACCCAAGAAGUCUGGAAAUUCUGUGCAAGCCUGCUCUGUUCUUUCUACGGGGACAGCCCAUUCCAAAGCGAAUGCUCCCUCCUGAGGCCCUGGUGCCCUAUUACACGGAUGCGAAGAACCGGGGGUACCUGGCUGACCCCGCCAAGUUUCCUGAAGCAAGACUUGAACUCGCGAUGAAGUAUGGCUACGUUCUUCCUGAUAUCACAAAAGAUGAACUCUUCAGAAUGCUCAGCGCUCGGAAGGAUCCAAGGCAGAUUUUCUUUGGUCUUGCUCCUGGUUGGGUGGUGAAUAUGGCAGAUAAGAAAGUUCUGAAGCCUACAGAUGAGAAUCUCCUCAAGUAUUACAGCUCCUGAACUCUCUUCCAGCAAAGCAGACAUGGUGAGACAGGCUGAGAAGAGGCUCUUGUGGGUCUCAAAUCCUCGGGGUUGUUAAUAGCUGUCAGUGUGGUCAGAUCUGAAACUGAAUCACAGGCAGCAAAAUCUGCACAGAACUGAACCUUUAUGGGUGUUUGUCUCAACAAUUCAAAAGGUGACGGUCCUUAGAAAAAGGUCAUUAAAAAAUUACUUAAAAUCACCUCUUUACCACCCUUUUUGUUUGUUUGUUUUGAGGCAGGGUUUCUCUGUGUAGCCCUGACUGUCGUGGAACUCACUCUGUAGAAGAGGCUGGCCUCGAACUCACAGAGAUCCGCCUGCCUGUCUCUGCCUCCCAAGAGCUGGGAUUAAAGGUGUGUACCACCAUUGCUCAGCCUAAUUUUAACUACUCUAAAACAUCUUCCUGUCCAUCUUUUCAUGGUCUUUCUUACCUGUUUUGUCAGAAUGAAGGACAAAUGUAUAGGGUUGAUUAGUAGGCCUGGGAGCAGGUGCUACAGAGCUAAGGCAGUAGCCCCAGGGAAGCUUUGCUACCACUCCUUAGGAUUGUGAGUCCCCAGCAGGGAUGGAGAUGCUCAGAAUGAGGCUGACAGCUGGUGAGUUACUACAAAGGCGCAUAUCAGCAGUGGAGGCAGAGAAAGGAAGAUCACAAAUGAAUUAAUUUUCUCAGCAGUGGUAAAUAUAGAUAGUGGUCAAGCCAUUAGCAUUUUUCUUGAAGAUAGUGUUCCAGUUGAUAAAAAUUUAUUUCAGACCUCAAGACAUUUCAGUUAAGUUUAGAAAAUUACUCAAAGAUUAUAUAAGUCACAUAAGCAAAUGGAAAUAAGGACAGUAUUGAGUUCAGUGCUUUACAUAACUAUUAGUAAAUUGAUUAGUUCAUCAAUCUCUUUUGGAUUUGGGGUCCUCACUAAGUCCGUGGCUAGCCUAAAACUCUGUAUGUAAACCAAACUGGCCUCAAACUCAGUUCCACCUGCCUCUGCCUUCCAAGUGCUGGGAUUAAAGGUGCGUGCCACCACUGCCUGACAAUAUGUGUCUGCUUUUAGAAAUAUUUUACCGUAAAGCUAGUUUAUUUUAUGCUUCCAGUAUUAGGUAUCUUUUUUUGUUUUGUUUUGUUUUUUUGUUUUUUUCCAGACAGGGUUUCUCUGUGGCUUUGGAGCCUGUCCUGGAACUAGCUCUGUAGACCAGGCUGGUCUCGAACUCCCAGAGAUCCGCCUGCCUCUGCCUCCCAAGUGCUGGGAUUAAAGGCGUGCGCCACCAUCGCCCGGCUCAGUAUUAGGUAUCUUAAAGUAUACAUUUGAGGGCUGGAGAGAUGGCUCAGGGAUUAAGAGCACUGGUUGCUCUUCCAGAGGUCCUGAGUUCAGUUCCCAGCCACCACAUGGUGGCUCACAACCAUCUAAAGUGAGAUCUGGCGCCCUCUUCUGGCCUACAGGCGUACAUACAGGCAGAACACUAUACAUUAAUACAUCUUAUAAAAAGAUACAUGUGGAUAGUUUAAGGGGAAAGUGAGAAUAGUCCACAGUGGAGACUGGGAAGAAUACAGGUACAAAGAAUAUGUGCUUUAAUUGUCAGCAGUGAGUCCCUAUGGGUUAAGAGUGGGUUUAUUUUGGGCUGGAUAUCAGCUGUUCACAACCAAAACUUCAAGAAUUGAGUACAUUUUAUUUUUACAUCUGGAAAAAAAUUCUUAAAAUGUCAUAUCAGAACAAAAGUUCUUGUUUUGAACAUGAGGUAGUAUUGAAGUAUUUUAGUUUUGUAGCUCAACAUAGCUUCAAACUUGUCAUGUAGUGGAGGGCAGCGUGGAACUCCCGCCUGUACCUCUUUAGUGCUGGGGUUACAGAAUGUCUGCCUCCACACCCGGCUGUUGAGGUUUAACAGGACCAAAAGUCCACAUUCUGCUGCUGCUGCACCCCUGCUUCACCUCCUUAAACCAAAGUGCAGUGCCAGUCUGUAAAGCAGCGAGUGUGUAACAGCUACACUGCAGUGUCUUUCCCACCCUCCUGUGCACCAGCUCUUCACGCCGGGUGACACCACCUUCCGCUGCCUCCAGCUGCAGCAGCUCAGUGACACAGAUGCUUCCUUGACCUGGAGAGAAUUUUGACCUCAGCCUAUCGGCAUAGAAAUAAAUUGCCUGAGAUGUAAAGACCUCCUGUGUCGUAGCUGUGUGUGUAGUAAAGGAUCCCGCUUGCCAUGCUGGGCCCUAGGUGAGUUACUGCCUCAUCAUAUUGUCCAUGGCUUUCCUUUGGUGAUGCCGUUUACAGUUGUGGGCCUCAGCCACUGCGUCCACAGGAAGUGGGAGAGGAUGUUAGUCACCUCACGGGAGAACACUGCUGCCUUCCAUCCCAGAUGUCCUG
Chionomys nivalis (European snow vole) is the source of this 3336-nucleotide messenger RNA. RefSeq names its product mitochondrial ribosomal protein L15 (gene Mrpl15). Gene Ontology annotation, biological process: translation. The transcript has 5 exons. Bases 89 to 976 code for a protein of 295 amino acids. NCBI's taxonomy places the organism in Eukaryota, Metazoa, Chordata, Mammalia, Rodentia, Cricetidae. Gene Ontology annotation, molecular function: structural constituent of ribosome. Gene Ontology annotation, cellular component: mitochondrial large ribosomal subunit. The record is from RefSeq and is a predicted model, not a curated record.